Messenger RNA from Triticum urartu, 3552 nucleotides. Its product is annotated as putative disease resistance RPP13-like protein 2. Gene Ontology annotation, molecular function: ADP binding. NCBI's taxonomy places the organism in Eukaryota, Viridiplantae, Streptophyta, Magnoliopsida, Poales, Poaceae. The record is from RefSeq and is a predicted model, not a curated record. Gene Ontology annotation, biological process: defense response to other organism.
GAUGUAGAUGUAGCCCCCGAUGCCUUCCGUUGGUUGACUUAUUACUGCUCAUCGAGGACAUCUUGCUUCCACCCCCCGCUUUCCACGUCCUUUCAUAGCAGUUUGGAUCUCUCUCAGUAGCAUGACAGGAUGAAGAGAUCUGUAUGGUGUGAGCCCGGAUCAAGCAACCAUACUAGCUACUAGUAUAUAUGCGGCAUCGUCUUACGUUGAAUCGAAUUCGCAGGGCGACCCGGGUAGCAGAAGCUGUUGCAGUUUGGUUGGUUGGUGGCUUGGUGUUUUUUUGAUCGAUUUGCAGCCGAUCUAUCGAGCACAGCACAAAAUUAUCAGCAUACCAUACCAUACCAGUAGCAGCAUGGUCACAAAUGCUGUUAGCGUCUCGUUGAUAGGGUGGUUCGUCACGCCGUUCCUCAGCAAGUCCAUCAAGGCGGUACGCAAAUACAUAGACGAGGAGAACAAAUCGCUCAAGAAUGUCACUCCCAAGCUGAAGGAGCUGGCCGACCAUCUUGAUGGCAUCAGGGUGAUUGUUGACCAAGUCGGGCUAUGUUUCAUCAAGGGGACAGAGGAGGCCUUGGAUCAUCUGUGGCGGCUCAAGCGUGCCAUUUAUGAAGCGGAGGAGAUUCUGGACCUGUACGAGAGUCUAAAGAACAAUCGUCUUUCUUGUGAGUUUGUGCAGCAAUUUACUGGGACCAAAGACUCACCUAGUCGGCUGGAGGAAGUGGUGGAGAAGCUAGGCGGACUUGGCGUGAGGACGCGGAAGUUGCUAAAGAAUUCAGACAGCAAUCCCAACAUUGUUCAUGGUUCUCCCAUCCUCCGUAGAGGCCCGUCACAAGCAAAUCCCGGGAAUGGUUUCUUCGGGUACGCCGACGAGCGUCACCAGCUACAGAAUCUGCUGAAAGGCAAGCAGAAUAAGGUUAUAGCCAUCAUAGGCCAUGGAGGGAUGGGGAAGACUCACCUUGCUCGCCAGGUAUUUGAUGCUAAUGAGCCUGGGUUUGAGGUGCGCAUAUGGGCGCACGUCUGCAACAAAUUGGAUCAAAUUGAGCUUCUGACAGAGAUAUGCCAGUCGCCCAUCAACAAGUCUGGCGCCCCAAUCCGUGCUCCAAUAAUGGACACCGUUGCUGCGCUAGAGUCCGUGGUUAAAGGUCUGUCCCAAACCUCAGGGUUGAUCAAACUACCAAAACCUUGUUUGGUCGUGCUUGAUGAUGUAUGGCAGCACGAGGACGGAUUUGCUGGGUCGACCAGCUGCCACACGCAGCGGAUCAGCCGGACUCAGAGAAAUGAGGCAUGGGCCAGUGUGCUGGCCAUGCUGAGGAGCCUUAAAAGUUGCAAAGUUGUAAUGACCACUCGAGACAAGGUUUGCUCCACAACACUCAAGGCAGAUGAAACAAUCGUCCUGGAUGGGAUCAGCCAAGACCCAAUGAAAGAGCUGCUCAAACACACUGCAAAAUCUGACCAACCUCCCCAAGAGCUUGUGCAACGGAUUGACAAGUUGAAGGGAUCCCCACGAGCAGCUCUCAGUCUUGUUCACGAGCUCAAGGAAGCAAAUAUUAAAAUUCAGGAGCAAAUCAUCCUAGGUGAACUCGACGACAAGAAUCACAUCAAAGGCCUGUAUGAAGAACAUCUAUUCACCUACCAUAACCUACCACUGCACUUACAGAGCUGUCUGGCAUUCUGCAGCGUGUUCCCAUAUAAUUGGAAGUUCCAUCCUGAAAAGUUAACCAAGAUGUGGAUAGCUCACGGUUUCAUUGACGACACGCAAGUGAAACAACACAUGCUGGCUGACCAGAAGCUGCUGGCCAUGGAGAGUGUGGCGAAAGGCUAUUUUAAGGAUCUCGUGGAUCGGUCCUUAUUCAAGAUUGACACGGAUGGCCUCUAUGUGAUCCAUGUGCACAUCCAUUCCAUGAUACGCCAGGUGUCUGGCGAUGACUGUAGGAGCAUUAGCAACGGCUCAUCAUCGGAAAUAAUCGUCCCUGCAACAGUUCGCCACUUAUCUGUGACUGCCGGCUGCCUAGCGAAGCUCAAACCAGGGCCUCCAUUGGUGGAGAGCAAUGUGAAACCUGAGGACGAAUUCAGACCGGUGCGAACACUGAUUGUCUUCACGGACAAGGGAGCUCCUUCCUUGCCUUGGAGUGACAUUCGUCAGGCAAACAGCACACUCAGAAAGUUCAAGCACGUCAAGGUACUGGAUUUGACGGAUACAGCCAUAACUCAGGUGCCUGAUAUUGUCGGUGAGCUCACACAUCUGCGGUACCUAGGUGUUCCUAACACCCUGAACCACCCUCCUGCUCAAAUUCCCAAGCUACUUCUGUUGUACAUCAACCAUGAAGCAACCAAGACGGCACCCCUGAUGCAGUCUGCGCCCCCGUACAAUCCUGAUGGCGGCGGCGCCGGCAAGGCGCCCCCGCACAAUCCUGGUGGCGGCGGCAUCGGCAUCGGCAAGGCGCCCCCGCACAAUCCUGGUGGCGCCGGCGCCGGUAAGGUGUCCCCGCACAAUCCUGGUGGCGUCAGCGCUGGUAAGGUGCCCCCGCACAAUCCUGGUGGCGGCAGCAUCGGCAUCGGCAAGGCGCCCCCGCACAAUCCUGGUGGCGGCGGCGCCGGCAAGGCGCCCCCGCACAAUCCUGGUGGCGGCGGCGCCGGCAAGGCGCCCCCGCACAAUCCUGAUGGCGUCGGCGCCGGUAAGGUGCCCUCGCACAAGGCGCCCCCGCACAAUCCUGGUGGCGGCGGCGCCGGCAAGGCGCCCCCGCACAAUCCUGGUGGCGGCGGCGCCGGCAAGGCGCCCCCGCACAAUCCUGGUGGCGGCGGCGCCGGCAAGGCGCCCCCGCACAAUCCUGGUGGUGGCGGCGGCAUCGGCAUCGGUAAGGCGCCCCCGCACAAUCCUGGCGGCGGCGGCGCCGGCAAGGCGCCCCCGCACAAUCCUGGUGGCGCCGACGCCGGUAAGGCGUCCCCGCACAAUCCUGGUGGCGUCAGCGCUGGUAAGGUGCCCCCGCACAAUCCUGGUGGCGGCGGCAUCGGCAUCGGCAAGGCGCCCCCGCACAAUCCUGGUGGCGGCGGCGCCGGCAAGGCGCCCCCGCACAAUCCUGGUGGCGUCGGCGCCGGUAAGGUGCCCUCGCACAAGGCGCCCCCGCACAAUCCUGGUGGUGGCGGCGCCGGCAAGGCGCCCCCGCACAAUUCUGGUGGCGUCGACGCCGGCAAGUCGCCCCUGCACAAGGCGCCCCCGCACAAGGCGCCCCCGCACAAUUCUGGUGGCGGCGGCGCCGGCAAGGCACCCCCGCACAAUCCUGGUGGCGGCGGCGCCGGCAAGGCGCUCCCGCAUAAUCCUGGUGGUGGCGGUGCCGGCAAGGCGCCCCCGCCCUGCAAUUUCAAGUAAAUCCAGUGAUGUUUAUCUGGAUGUUUUCUCCUUCAAUUUGUGGUGUUUGGAGGGGGGUUCCAUGAUCUUUAUUCAGAAUCUGUAAUUCAAUAAUAUAUGCUGCUCAUGCAUUGAAAAAACUUCUUUUUUAAGUUGUCACAUUUUUUUGUGACCAUAUCAAUUAUUUAUCAAUCUGUUACCAUUUUUAA